Suillus subalutaceus is the source of this 858-nucleotide messenger RNA. RefSeq lists its product as uncharacterized. Bases 1 to 858 code for a protein of 285 amino acids. The transcript has a single exon. Lineage: Eukaryota; Fungi; Basidiomycota; Agaricomycetes; Boletales; Suillaceae. The record is from RefSeq and is a predicted model, not a curated record.
AUGGCAAUCGAGUUGAUAACAAAGGACAAUGAGGACAACGAGGACAUCCCCAAGAGUUUAGUGUUUCUAUCGGCACGAAGACUCCCACACGGCGGAGUACUCUAUGAACUGGACUCAACAGAAUCCGCCCUAUGGUUCAACAACCCAGCAAACAAGAGCAAGUUCCUCGAACACUUUGGAGUAGAGGUUGUCAUCAAAGACCGGGCCUUCCAUGUACUAAUCGAAAACGUCCCGAUCUCUUUCAUACCGGACAACCAUGCGGCAAUAGACGACGUCGAAAAGAAGGCCGGCCUCAAACCCAAAUCCAUCUGCAAGGCAAGAUACAUAAAGCCCGUCGCCAGAUGCAACCCAGGUCAACGCACGGCUCAUGUCAUCUUCACCUUCAGUACGAAGGAGGGAGCCAAUCACGCAAUCAAAUUCGGGCUAGCUGUCGCAGGUAAGAAAGUAUAUGGUAGGAAAUUGAUACAGGAACCUACCAGAUGCCUCAAAUGCCAUUCUUUCAACAGCGCACAUGUAGCAGUUGAAUGCCCACAAGAACACGAUACCUGCGGGACAUGCGGUGGUCAACAUAGGACAGCAGCAUGUACAGUAACAGACCAAAGCAAGUACCACUGCAAGAACUGCGAGGUGGAAGGCCACGCAGCAUGGAGUCGCGACUGCCCGACGUUCACAAACAAAUGGGAAAGCUACAAGAACCGCAACGAGGAUGCUAAGUACCGAUUCUUCCUGACAGAUGAUCCACUUACAUGGGAAACCAUAAACGAUCCAUCUCGGUCAGGGGACGAAGACGUGAACCAAGACCACCGUCAGCAACCAUGUCCACAACACCAACAACGCUUCCCACCUCCAGUCGACUGA